CUUUCACGCGGCAGCUCAGAGCUGAGCAAGCAGCAUCAGUAGCUGCAGCUUGCAUUGCUGCUUUGUAUUUAUGGAUUGACAAAAGUAUAUUCAUUUGCCUCCUGCGUACGUUCUUAAAAUGAUCGCCGAUGUCCGGAUUGAUUUGGGUGUAAAGUUUUGUUGUUUUUCUUCUCAGGUUCGACUGGGGACCCUAUCGCUGUAGUACCUUAUUCGGAUUACUGUGCAUGCGGAGCCCUUACAUUUUAAUAGUGGAGGAUAGUGCACUUUGUGCUGCUAGUACGUGGGAUUUGGUUGCCAGGAGAAGACGCGGGAUGUAUUCCGAAACUGACCCUUAUUAAAGUACGGUCAGUGAUGUUUGGUCAACAGUGAGCUAAAAAGCUGUAACUUUCCCAGAGAAGUUUGAGCGCAUCGCUGGGACCGGCUACUGUUAGGUCUCACACAGCUAGGCUACAGCCGGUUGGGCACCCAUUCUGUUGAGUCUGCCGACAUGGAUCAAGGGGACAGAGUGGAGGAUGAGUCCUCUGAAAAGUCUAAGGAUUCAGAUCGGCAGCUACGGCUGCGACUCUGCGUUUUAAACGAGAUUCUGAACACAGAGAGGGACUACGUUGGUACCCUACGUUUUCUCCAGUCUGCAUUCCUUCAUAGAAACCAGCAAAAUAUUACUGAAAAGGCAGAAAAGUACAUCACAGAAGAAAAUAUUAAGAUUUUGUUUUCCAAUAUUGAAGAAAUUCUGGAUGUUCACGUGGAGUUUCUGGAAUUCUUGGAGCGUUCUUUACUGCCUGAACCCCAGCCACAUCAUGAACUUGGAAAUGUUUUCCUUAAAUUUAAAGACAGGUUCCAUGUGUAUGCAGAAUACUGUAGCAACCAUGAAAAAGCACUGAGGCUGUUGCUGGACUUGAACAAAAUUCCAGAAGUAAAGGCUUUCCUGCUGGGCUGUAUGCUGCUGGGCGGUAGGAAAACCACUGACAUUCCACUGGAAGGCUAUUUGUUGACCCCAAUACAAAGAAUCUGCAAAUAUCCACUUCUUCUUAAGGAAUUAAUGAAGAGGACUCCUCCUAAACACCCAGAUCAUGCUGCUGUCCAAAAUGCCCUGCAGGCAAUGAAAACAGUUUGCACAAAUAUUAAUGAGACCAAAAGGCAGAUGGAGAAAUUGGAGGCUCUGGAACAGCUGCAGUCACAUAUUGAAGGCUGGGAGGGAUCUAAUCUGACAGACAACUGCACAGAGCUACUGCUCCAGGGGACCUUGUUAAAAAUUUCAGCAGGAAACAUCCAGGAAAGAGUGUUUCUCUUGUUUGAUAACUUGCUUGUCUACUGCAAGAGAAAGUCAAGAGUUGCAGGGAAAAAGUCAACUAAAAGAACAAAAUCUUUUAAUGGGUCGUUGUACAUCUUUCGUGGCCGGAUCAACACAGAGGUCAUGGAGGUGGAAAAUAUGGAAGAUGGAACAGCGGAUUAUCACAGCAAUGGAUAUAGUGUCACAAAUGGUUGGAAAAUACACAACACAGCCAAAAACAAAUGGUUUGUCUGCAUGGCUAAGACAGCUGAGGAUAAACAGAAAUGGCUGGAUGCUAUUUUGAAGGAAAGAGAGCAGAGAGAAAGCCUGAAGCUUGGAAUGGAGCGAGAUGCAUACAUGAUGAUUUCUGAAAAGGGAGAGAAGCUAUAUCACAUAAUGAUGACAUAUAAGAAGGGGAACCUCAUUAAAGACAGGCGGCGGAAGUUCAGUACUGUCUCAAAGUGUUUUCUUGGCAAUGAAUUUGUAUCAUGGCUGUUGGAAACUGGUGAAAUCAGCAAACCAGAAGAAGGUGUAAACCUGGGCCAGGCCUUGCUUGAAAAUGGGAUCAUUCAUCACGUUUCAGACAGGCACCAGUUUAAGAAUGAGCAGGUUCUGUACCGGUUUCGUUAUGAUGAUGGAACAUAUAAACCAAGAAGUGAGAUGGAAGACAUCAUGUCCAAGGGUGUGAGACUGUACUGUCGACUACAUAGCCUUUUCUCUCCUGUGAUAAAAGAUCGAGAUCAUCACCUGAAGACCUACAGGUCUGUAAUUCCUGCAAGUAAGUUAGUCGACUGGCUCAUUGCUCAGGGUGACUGUCAAACCAGAGAAGAAGCUGUUGCCCAGGGAAUCGGGCUUUGCAAUAAUGGUUUCAUGCACCAUGUACUUGAAAAGAGUGAAUUUAAAGAUGAGUCACAGUUUUUCCGUUUUUACGCUGAUGAAGAAAUGGAGGGGAGAAGCUCUAAGAACAAGCAGAGGAGUGACUUUAAGCUCAUAGAAAACAUCUUGGCCAAGUCCUUGUUGAUUCUACCACAAGAUGAGGAUUACGGGUUUGAAAUUGAAGAGAAGAAUAAAGCCAUUAUGGUGAAGAGCAUACAGAGAGGCUCCCAUGCUGAGAUGGCUGGCCUUCAGGCAGGAAGAAAAAUCUAUGCCAUUAAUGAAGACCUUGUUUUUAUGCGGCCCUUUCCAGAAGUGGAGAUGAUUUUAAACCGUUCUUUCUGUUGUCGCAAGCCUCUGCGGAUGCUGGUGGCUAUAAAAGCUAAAGAAAUUAUCAAAAUGCCUGAUUGUCCUGGAACACUGUCCUUCCAUAUCCGAGGAUCUGCACCAUCAUACGUCCGUGCUGUGAGGAGAGGGUCAGAAGCUGCGGCUGCAGGGCUCCUGCCAGGUCAGUGCAUCCUUAAGGUGAAUGGCACUAGUGUCAGCAGUGAGAGUUACACAGAGGUCUUAACACAUUUCAGUGCGUCCAGCAAUUGCCAACAGCAGCAUCAACUUCUGGACCCUUCCCAGUGGGUUUAUAGGACUUUUGAAGAUGCUGAGGAAGACUACUUUCAGAAAUCAAUUGCCGGCUUUAACCUACCUGAUGGUGAUGAAACUGACCCAGCUGGGGAUGGGAAUGAAGAUCUGGAUGACUUGGCAAAAGACCAACAACUGGCGAGAGAUGUGAGUCAGUGUUUGAGUACACAGUUAACAAUCAGUGAGGAUGUUCCACUCAUCAGCAUGACUGUCGAUAAUGUUCACCUUGAGCAUGGGGUUGUGUACGAAUAUGUCAGCACAGCUGGAAUUAAGUGUCAUGUCUUGGAAAAAAUGGUCGAACCCAAAGGCAUUUUCACUCUAAUUUCAAAGAUUUUGAAUGUCUUUGCUGAAGAUGACAAUCAGUUUUUGAACAACUAUAGCAGACUGAUUGGUGCAAAUAACGUUCCAGCAUCUGAAUCUCAGUGUGAGUUCCAGAACAUCUGUGAUGCAAAACUGGAGCGAAUCAGCAACAGGAUUGUUACAUACAAGGAGUUUGCAGAAGAAUUAAGAAGUAAAGCAUGGCCAUCAUUUAAACAAGCAACAAGGAAGGUCGAGCCUUUGAGCAGCAUAGAUUUCUGUCCAACUAAUUGUCAUUUGAAUAUAAUGGAGGUGUCCUACCCCAAAACUACCACUUCAGCAGGGAGGACAUUCAGCAUUCGAUUUGGUAGAAAAAAUUCCUUCUUUGGACUGGACCAAGAUCAAGGUGCUAUGUCUCCGAUGUCAUACACACAGCACUGCAUUACCACCAUGGCCGCCCCAUCUCGCCAGUACAUUAUUCAAGAAGAUGCUGACUCAAAUGGACUAGUGGGGCAUGAAGGAGGUACACAUGACAGCAGCUUCAUCCAACAAAAUGGACUGGCAAAUCAAGAAAAUGAAGGCCUCACGUCAUCAAAAGAAGAGGAUAUAGAGACUCAGAAGUCAUACUUCCAUCUUUUCAACAAACUAGACCUUGCAGUGAAAGAAAUGAAGCAAUAUGUUGCCCAAAUAGAUGUGCUUCUGUCUUCCAUAACAGAACCCACAACAUGUGAGGCCCACUCCAGUGAAGAGACACUACAUUCUUCCUUGAUGGCGGAGGAAAGUGACAGUGAUAAGACUGACCAUGGUGGAAGUAAAAAGGUCUGUUUCAAGGUGUCACAAGAGGAUCAGGAGGACUCAGGACAUGAUACCAUGAGUUACAGGGACUCCUACAGUGAAUGUAACAGCAACCGUGAUUCAGUGCUGUCAUAUACAAGUGUCCGCAGCAAUAGCUCCUACCUUGGCAGUGAUGAAAUGGGAUCAGGAGAUGAACUACCUUGUGAUAUGAGAAUUCCUUCAGACAAACAAGAUAAGCUCCAUGGCUGCCUUGAGCAUCUCUUCAAUCAAGUUGAUGCUAUUAAUGCACUUCUCAGGGGACAUGUAAUGGAGAAGGCCUUUGAGGAAACAAAGCACUUUCGUACAGAACUCAGCCUACAAGAAUUCAGGAGUAAGGAGGAGUUCACAGUGCGGUGCCGGAAUUUAAUCCAAAUGAGCGUACAAGAGGAUCCCUGGAAUCUUCCCAGUUCGAUCAGGAACCUUGUGGAAAGCAUUCAGAAAUAUGUAGAAGAUGGGAAGAAUCAGCUACUUUUAGCACUCCUUCAGUGUACAGACCCAGGACUACAGUUACAGCGAGAUGUUAUCUUCUGUCAGUGCCUUGUAUCUGCAAUAUGUGCCUUUUCUGAGCAGCUGCUGGCAGCCCUCAACAACCGAUAUAACAACAAUGGCGAGUACGAAGAGGCAAGUCGAGAGGCCAGUAAGAAGUGGCUGGAACAAAUCACAGCUACUGGGGUUUUACUCAGUUUUCAGUCAUUGCUGUCCCCAUCUGUGAGAGAAGAACGUGUAAUGCUUGAUGAUGUCAUUGCAGCACUGGGGGAUUUGGAGAAGGUGACAUUUUGCUUCAGACAGCUCGAGGAAGAUUACAUAGCAACAAAUGCCUCCAUUCUAUACCACAUUGAAGGAAACCGACAAUCCUUAAAAGUUAUAUAUUACCUAGAGAGCUAUCAUUUCUCAGAAUUGCCUUGCAAGUUACAGAAUGGACGAAAUUUAAAGGUGCUCCCUGUUUUGUUUUCCAAAGCUCUAGAAAGUCAUGAAGGCCAGCCGUACCCAGAUAAUGUACCUCUAGAAGAAUAUGAGCAACAGAUCAACAGACUUUCACUUGAAAAAGUACAACAGUAUUACCGCAAAAUCAGAGCAUUCUACUUAGAAAGGUCAAACCUGCCAUCUGAUUCUAGUACAACAGCAGUGAAGAUUGACCAGCUGAUUCGUCCAAUAAAUGCACUAGAUGAGCUUUGCAGGCUGAUGAAGGCACUGGUUACUUCCAAGUCACCAUCUUCGGGGAAUUCCAGCAUUGCUGCUUUGGGUGUUGGUCUCUUGCCAAUUUCUUCAGAACUCUGUUAUCGUCUUGGAGCUUGCCAGAUUGCAAUGUGUGGCACUGGAAUGCAGAGGUGCACUCUGAAUGUCUCCUUGGAAUUUGCUGCUACCCUUGCACGGAGCCAUGGGUUGUUACCCAGAUGUAUCAUGCAGGCCACUGACAUCAUGAGGAAACAGGGUACAAGGGUAGAAAUUUCUGCCAAAAAUAUGAAGGUGAUGGAUCAAAUGCCACAGUCCGCCCCGAGACUUUACCGUUUGUGGCAGCCCCCAGCUGAUGGAGAUAUGUAGCAAUGAAGGAGGGUGAUGGUAUCUGUGUAAAGGCAGUGUUGAAUAGCACUUCCGGUGUAAAGAUGAUAUCAGGUGGCACUUCCUGUGUAAAGGCAAUGGUGGAUGCACUUCCUGUGUAAGGAUGACAGUGGAUGGCACUUCCUGCAACAUUACUGGAUACCACUAUUUGUUCAGCCUGAUAAAUCUUCAAAACACAGUAAAAUGACUCCCUAAAACAAAACGUGGAAAAUUAAGCUGUUGUAUUUUCUGCUUGCCAUUUAUAAAGACGUAUGAAAUCUACUUGGGCCAGUACCUUAAGACCAACUUGGUCAUGUGCAUUCCUUUUCAAAGCAUUUUUUUUAAGUAUACAUUACAGCUCAUUUUUUUGAAGCUGGAGCUGCUUUUUACCUGGUUCUAGAAGGUUAAGCAUCAGAUGUAGAAAACAAUGUUGACCUUUGAACAGUACUGGACUGGUUAUCUUUACCAUGUUGGUAACAUCAUCAUUUGCUUUUUUUGUCCUUGUGUAGUAUCACAGAUCAAAGAAAACCAGAGGGACCACAUUUGGUUAACCGUGGCAUGCAUUUAGUGUUUGGAUUGCUGCAAGUUUAGCUUUUUUAUUGAUUCAGACAUUUGGAUCAGUUACCUUCAGUGAGGUACCGAACAUGUCACUGCAAGAGCAAUGGAAGAUAAUUAAAAAAAAACUCUGCACUUUUCCUACUGCAAAUAGCACAAGAUUCAGGUUACAGAUGCUGAAAUCUCAAUGAAGUAUUUAUUAUAUAUAGUACAGUUCCUGGAAAGUGUUGUGAACUAAAUGAUCCAGGACAUUGUACUUCUUUAUGUUACAAACAGAACUUUGGAUCAAGCACAUCCAUAUAAAGAAUAUAGUACAUUCCACCCUUUUUCGAAUUUUCACUGCAUAUGAUUUGGUGGUGAAAUUUUUAACAGUUUUAACAAAUUGUGCAAUAGGUAGUCUGAUUGUAUGAUUCAUUUUAGUAAUUGAGCUAUAUCACAGUUCUUGGAAAGAAUUUUAAAAUGAAGAUACAGAAGAAAACUAAUGACUGCAAUGCCUAACAAUGAAGAAUUUCCCAGAAAAAUAUGGAUUAGAAUUAUAGUUAUUUAUGAGAAUUGGAAAACUGUUCCUAUAUCACUGUAAUGAAAUAUACUGAGGUUUUAAACAAGUAAAUAACUAUUUUGUGUUCAGUGGGACCAGUCCUAAUUAUCAUGUAUACCAAUUGUAUUUGCAUGGGUUCCUACAUUAUUUAACAUUUGAGAGGGUAGUAUUUAAGAGUUCUUUGUUGCGACCUGUAGAAAGAGUAAGGGACUAUGUAAGUGAUAUAUCAUUGCAUAAGUUAAAGUUUUGUGCUUUGUAACCCCCUUUUUAUUUUAUCAGUAUUAUACUUAGUCCUUAUAGGUUAAGGACAAAAAUGUAAUUAAUAGCAAUGUCAAUGAUAUUGUGAUCAAAUGCCUAGGGGAUCCUGAUACAGUGCCUUUUUUGUAUGACAUUUGCUGCCUUCAGUGUACCUGACUCAUUGAAAGGAAUGUAUACCUUUCACUUUCACCAUGUUAAAGCCAUAUUCUCUGUGAACAUGUAGCGAAAGGGCAUACUUACUCUGAAGGGUUACAGUUAAUCUCUUCAGAUUUAAAGAGGAAGAUGUUCAGAUCAGUAGUGUUGUUACUAAUAGUAUGAUUGUGUGGGUCUAUAUUAGAUCCACGAACGCUUAAAUGUUCGAAUCUCUAAAGGUCGAUCUUUAGAGAU
Molecule: messenger RNA, 7187 nt
Organism: Protopterus annectens (West African lungfish)
Lineage: Eukaryota; Metazoa; Chordata; Ceratodontiformes; Protopteridae
Gene: PREX1
Product: phosphatidylinositol-3,4,5-trisphosphate dependent Rac exchange factor 1
Exons: 40
Coding region: 488-5452 (1654 amino acids)
Biological process (GO): intracellular signal transduction
Molecular function (GO): guanyl-nucleotide exchange factor activity; protein binding
Source: RefSeq, a predicted model, not a curated record